Molecule: messenger RNA, 461 nt
Organism: Anopheles merus
Lineage: Eukaryota; Metazoa; Arthropoda; Insecta; Diptera; Culicidae
Exons: 2
Coding region: 27-461 (144 amino acids)
Source: RefSeq, a predicted model, not a curated record
CGGCACUUGAACCACUAAACAACACCAUGAAGUCCUUCGAGGUUGGCUUUUGGCUGCUUAUCGUGCUAGCGACAGUCUGCGUUUGCUCUAGCGAGCCGCAACUCCGUGCUCGUCGGGACCUUCGCUACCGCCAGACGGGGGCCUACGCUUACCACUACCGAACGGAUCAGUUUGCCAGUGUGCAGAAGGUACCGGUUGUGCCGGUUGCUUCGGCCCACAUCCAGAACCAGCUGCUGCAUCAGGUGAGGGUGACAAGGCCGGCGCACGUGCUGCAAUUCCCUACGCGCCGUCCGAUGCAAGCCGUUGAUCAGCUGCACACGCGCGUCGUCAUUGGCGAGCAUCGUCGCCGGGGAACGGGUCCAAUUGUGCCGGUGGUGCCGGUAGUGCCCGUGGUUCCCGUGGUGCCUGCUGGAACGGUGGUAGCUCACUCUCAUACCGAGGUGUACCGAAAGUAUCGUUGA